UAAUUUCAAAAUUAAUUGUUUAUACUUAAUACACCGAUAAGUGGAAAAUGUUUAUUUUAUAUUGUUAAAAAUUUAAUAUAGGUAUCAUAAAUUGUAUUGUAAAAUCAAUCGAUUGAUAGUGCUUUAAUAAUACAACGAUAAUAAUCGUACUCGUGAGCUAAGUCUCACCUUUUAUUGUCUAAGGUUUUGAUGCACUGAUAUAUCGAUAAUAAAUGUGUAUAUAGGUAUAAACUAUCUAUUAAUGUAUAUACCUACACAGUAUUAUACAUACAACAUUAAGAGACUUCAGAAGCUUUAAAUCUUCAAUCUACUAAAUACUCAUCAAUCUAAAAUGUUUAGUUUUCUAAUAUUACUUUAGUUGCUAUUCAGUAUUUCCUUCUAUUUUGUUUAAAUUUAUUUAAUAUAGGUACAUAUAUACCGUGUACGGUAAACACUAAACAAUAAUUAGUGAGUUAGUUUUGUAUAUUAUUAUGUAUUUAAGUGUCGCGUAGAUGUCGAGUUCGUCUCAAAAAUUUUUUCAUGAAUAGAAAAAAUUGUAUAUUUGUAAAAAAGUUUCAAGAUGCACAUUUAAAUAUGAUUUAUUAUAAAUUUGUUUGUGUUUUUAUAAUCACCAUUUCACUCUUUUCAAUUCCAUAUACAAAUGGGAUAAAUAAUAAUUACAUUAAAAUGUUUCCAAAAAUUGGUGAAAAUGUUACACUUAAAUGUGGCAGCAAUAACAUAAAAAAUUCUGAUGUGUUGUGGACAAUUAAGCAUAAAGAAAUACCUGGUCGAACUAAAGUUUUGAAAAAUGGAGAUUUAUUCAUUCCAUCAUUCAAUUUAUCAGAUGCUGGUGUUUAUAUUUGUGAUCUAGCAGCUGCUAAUGGCUAUGCUGACCAUGCUCCACUGACUGAAUUUGAACUAAAACCAAUAAGUAUACCUGGAUCCUUAAUAGGUGUAAAAGUUAUACCUAAUACUGUAUUAGUGCUCAUCACAUGGAGACAAAUAGAAAACAACGAUGAGUUUCCUGUUAAAAAUAUUACCAUUAAGUAUAAAAUUAUGGAUGAAAGAAAUUCAAGAGAUGAUUGGAGUGUUCUACAAGUAAAUCCAUCUAAGAUUUCCAUAAAUAUUUAUUCCCUGCUUCCAAAUACAUUAUAUAAAAUUCAAAUUUGGGCCAGCAAUGAAGUAGGUAAUGGGCCCAAAACCGAAUUGACCACUAAAACAUUGAGCGACAUGACAGAAUCUGAGUUAGAAAAACAUCUUUUGGAAGGUAUUGACACAUUUGAUACCAGAGCUUGGACAUUUGCAGUAAUUGUGAUCAUGAGUACCUUUAGUAUAUUUGUAAUAGCAUUGUGUUGCUUAUUUGUCAAGGAUCCCAGAGUGCAAAAAAGAUUAGAAAACAGCGAUGAUGUUGAACGAAUUGAGUUAAUACCAAAUAUUAUCAUAAAUCCUGGUUACUGUGAAACAUAGCUAAGAUUUGAAUACACUGAUACUAAUUUUUGAGUCGGUGUGAAAUCAAGUUGCUGUUUGGUAAAUUAGCCUGAUAAAUUGUUUGUAUUAUUUUUUUUUAGUUUUGACAUUUGGUUUGAUUUUUGAACCAUGUACAAGUUAAAAAUUAGAUAUUCACUAUUUUCAAAAUCUUUUUUUAAGAUAACAUAAAGAUCUAAAUCAUAGAUUAAUUAAUAUAUCAGUAUAUAAAUUACUAGUAAAUAUAUUACAUUUUAAUCUAUGUCCAAACUGAUACACACUUAUUUUGUAUAUUCAAUUGUGAACUUUUUUAAAUAAGAAAUUAGGUUAUAUUUGUACUAAAAAUAUCAAGUUAUUUGAGAUUUAGUGAAAAUUCUAAGUCAUUCAAUUUAAUUAAGGUCUUAUUGAUCAUAUAGUUUUUAAGAGGUGCUUUUAAGUGUAGGAUACUUGUUUAAGCAAAACAAAAUAGUUAUUGAAAGACAUAUUACAUAGAUUUAGAUUAAAUUGUAUUUUGAUAGACCACACAAUAUUUAUUUCAUAUUAAAUUUAUUCACAGGGUUAAUUAAUUCCAUUUUUAAGUAAUAUUUAUACUAAAUAACUUCCAUAACUUUCUCAUAGCUUAAAAAUAAAUAUAAUGUUUAUUUUUAAAUUUUCUAGUUGUUGAGUGACUUGUGUCAUACAAAACUAAUUUCAUUUUUAAUAAAAAUCUUUCUCAUCUCAUUUCUUUUUAUAUUAACACCACCCUAUUUUAAUUAUUUGAACUUACUACUUAGUAUUUUGAUACUACUUCUUCCAGUAUAAAUAAUAUAUCAUUGAUCAAAUACUGUAAUAAUCUUUUAAUAGUAAAUUAUUUUUCUCUAGUUGAAUCUAAGCAUAUCUAAUAUGACAUGCCAAUUCCAAAAAUGUGUGAUAUCUUAUAAUAUGAUAUUAUAUUUAAAUUCAAAAUCUAUUAUUCAUUAAGCAAUUAAUAAAAAAUUAUAAAUUUGUUUUAAUCUAAAAAGCUUCCUUUACAAUCAUGUAUAAACAAUUAUACUCUUGAAUGCUUCCUUUUUUUUUUUUAUAUAUUUAUUACAUUUGGGUAACUAAAAAUUACUAGUCAUUCUACAAGACAAAAGAGGUUUUUAUUACCUUAAUUAUAAGACUGCACGCUUUCAUUUCCAUGCUGCCAUGCAUUUGUUGUUUUAUUCUAAUGCACAACGGUAGCGAUUGGUUUUAUUGUGUGAUUUAGGUUAUAUGUAUAAUUUUAAUGUUGUAUUUUCACUAUCAUAAUUGUUAGUGUAAAUUUAUAUAUAAUGUAUUUAAUGUAAUUUAAUAUAUUCAUUACAUGAUUAAUUGAAUCAUAAUCAUAGACAUAAUUAUUAUAAAUUCAUAUAGCUACAAAAAUAAAAUACAAAUAAUAUUCUAAAAUAAUUUACUUUUUAAAGUAUUAUAAUAUAAAUUUAAAUAACUAAACCCUUUAGAUCAGUGAUAAAGUUUUAGAUGUUUUAAAUAUGCAAUCAUAUCAAUUUUGUAAAUUAAAAGACUAGACAUACUAUAUUAGACAAAAUUAAUACAAAUUUAAUCAAACAUAAUCAUUUAUUUUUAAUGAAAAAAAAAUUUAAUUUUUCUUAUAAGGAAAUAUACUUAUUAUAAAUUUUUAAAUGAUCCAAUAUUUUAAGAAAAUUAUGUUUCAAUUCUUUCAUCAAUAUUACUUUACUUAUGCAUUUAAUUUUGUGUUUUGUUAUCUCAAAUUUUGUUAUUUUUUUAUUAUUUCAAUAAUAAAUUAUUGAAUGUAAACAUGUAUGUAUAAUUUGAAAUGUUCCAAUUAUUAUUAUUAUUUUGUUACCUAAUUUUUAUUUUACCAGACAAAAAUAAUACCAUAAUAUUAAUGUAUAUGUAUUUAAUGCAAAUGUGCUAAAUCUAACACCAUUAAAUGUAAUAUAUCUCUGAACAUGACAUAAUAAAUAGUUUAAUUUAGAGUAUUUAAUGAUACAUAAAUCAUUGACAGAUGGUGGAUAGUAAGUAAAUAAUAGUAAAUAUUUAAAAACUGGUGCUAAACCAAAGUAAUCAUUCUCUACAUUUUCUAUUCUUCUUUGUAAUGUUAGUCCACAAUAAUUGAGUGUUUUAACAAAUUAACUUGAAUUCAGAAAAAAAAAUAUUUCAGGGUACAAUACAUUUUAUUUAUGUGAAUUUAUAUAAUUUACUUUUGACAUGUAUAUUUAUUUUUUAUUUUUUUGAACGGUUGUAUCACUUUGAUUAUUAUCAAAUUAAUCCAUUGGAUAUAAUCAGGUGCUUUAUUAUUUUUUUGUAAUCUAUAAUGUGACUAGAUAUUAAUUUUACUAUUAAUAAUUGUUUUAAGUCUGGUAUGAUAUAAUGAUUUUUGUGGAUUAUUUUGUUUUUGUGUUGAUUUUUUUUUCUAAUAAACCAUUCAAGAAAAAAUAUA
Messenger RNA from Aphis gossypii (cotton aphid), 3865 nucleotides. Its product is annotated as contactin-1. Bases 520 to 1446 code for a protein of 308 amino acids. Gene Ontology annotation, molecular function: protein binding. The record is from RefSeq and is a predicted model, not a curated record. Lineage: Eukaryota; Metazoa; Arthropoda; Insecta; Hemiptera; Aphididae. The transcript has 6 exons.